AUGAAUUUAGACGGAGCGCUUGAAGUUUUUAAUACAAGUCUUGAUCAAAUAAUAGGCAGUUCAGAAGAUCCCAUGCUUAGCAUUCGAUGGAUUUUCCAAGAUUUUCCUCAAUUCCAAGAACAAAUGUUACAGAGAGUUUUCGAAAGAAUCAUUGAUCCACCAUAUUUAGAAAAAAUCAAAACAUCUCAACCAAUUCUUCCUUUAGUACAAAUUUUGGGCUUUGUUGCAUCUGAUCAUCCACAUUUGCGCGAAAUUAUUCUUAUUAACAAAAUACAAGAGUUAGAACAAGCUAUUGUUAGGCAAAGGGAUAUGGAAGCUGAUCUUGUGCUAAGACAACUUGUUGAUUAUGCUUUUCAAAAUCAAUGGAUUACUGUACAACAAUUUGGAAUGAUUAGACCAGCUUUCGACGUUACAAUACAGCCAGCUAUAGAAGAAGUUAUCGUUGCUCCAAAAGAGACAGUUGAAGAAGUAGAAGAACCAGUUGAACAAAAACCGCGUGCAUAUCGCGCAUGGAUGCUUCCUGCUUCCGUUUGGGGCCGUGGAAAUUCAGAAGACUUAUCAAACCUCGAAGUUGAUGAUAGAUCAAAGGUUGAAUCAACAAAAACUCAAAAAUAUUUCAAAGUCACACCAGAAUACGAAAACAAGCGCUGCAGCGUAUGCGGCGGUUCAUUUACAAAAGGUAUGGUCAUGCACGAUGUUGUUUUUACCGAUGCAGAAUACGUCAAAGGCAGUGGCUUAGUUCACAUCAAAUGCAAGCCUAGAAUCUUAGAUUUCUUGACAUAA
Molecule: messenger RNA, 783 nt
Organism: Trichomonas vaginalis G3
Lineage: Eukaryota; Parabasalia; Trichomonadida; Trichomonadidae
Exons: 1
Coding region: 1-783 (260 amino acids)
Source: RefSeq, a predicted model, not a curated record